CCUUUUCCAGCGGUUUGCCCCUGCUGCAGCUGAACUAAAUGGCGUGCUAUAUGCUGUUGGUGGAUAUGAUGGACAUAAUUACUUGAACUCAGCUGAAAGACUUGAUCCACGGGAGGUUUCAUGUUCAAGAAUACCUAACAUGAUUACCAGGAGGGGAUGUCACUCAAUGACAGUUUUAAACGAGAAACUGUUUGUCAUGGGUGGCUAUGAUGGUGGCAAAAUGGUAUCCAGUGUUGAAAUAUAUGAUCCUCGUGCUAAUGCUUGGAUGCCUGGUGAACCAAUGAAGUGCAAUAGAGGAUAUGGUGCUUCUGCACUUCUUGGCAAUUCUGUAUUCAUCAUUGGUGGAAUUGAAAAUGGUGAAAAUAUGAUAGAAACUAUUGAAUGUUAUGAAGAAGGAGCUGGUUGGAACAACAGCCGUCUUAAGGCCGUGGGAAAGAGGUGCUUCUUCUCCGCAAUUGUAUUAUAAGCUGCAGGACUGUUUAGAUUGACCUUCGCCAGGCACUGGUUUUGUUCUUCUGAGGUCAAUGAUGACGAUAUCUUUGAUUUGAAAUUUUUUGUAGAGUUUAAAAAUGAUUGUGAUUUUCUCAUAUAGUUCACAAUGAUUCCCAAA
Dendrobium catenatum is the source of this 610-nucleotide messenger RNA. RefSeq names its product influenza virus NS1A-binding protein-like. The coding region runs from base 140 to 466 and encodes 108 amino acids. The record is from RefSeq and is a predicted model, not a curated record. Gene Ontology annotation, biological process: response to endoplasmic reticulum stress. The transcript is spliced from 4 exons. Gene Ontology annotation, molecular function: protein binding. Lineage: Eukaryota; Viridiplantae; Streptophyta; Magnoliopsida; Asparagales; Orchidaceae.